GCAGUCAAAAAGAAACUGCCGUGUUGAACGGACGUGUUGAAGUUUCGCGGUUGCUUGUUUCGGUGGUGCUCGCAGCAGCAGCAGCGUUUGUGCAUUCGCAUUCGCAGUCGCAAAUUCGCAUCGCCUCGUCGCUCGUCAGCCCUGGCAACUGCAGGCAACUCAAGUUUUACACGUAAAUUAAGAAACGAGGAAGCACGGACAGAAUCGAAACCGCUUGAUAAAACAGUUAUUCUCUACAUUUCUGAACUGAAAGAACUGCAGCGGAUGAAGUGCAAAAAGCGAAAAGUGCUAAAAGUUUGCGGCAUUGAACACUUUUAAUUAUUAUUUACGUUUUGUUUGUGUUUCGUCGAGCAAAGCAAAUGCACAAACUAACUGUCCAGUGUGCAUGUGUGUGGCAAGAGUGCGUGAGUGCGUCGUGAGUGUUGCAAAACGGCUGUUCGCCUAGUAAUUCAAAGCCAAAUGUCAAUGUGAAAAUGUCUCAACGAGCAAAUUUUAGGAAAGUCAAGAAAAACAUUCAACGACCUCAAAACCAGCGAAUGCUACAAAAUGCGAAUCAAGAACAUUUAACCAUCUAAAUAUUCAAAAUCAAUUUAAUUGAAUCAAAUAACGCGAAAUUGCAACAAAUCAACCUAAAAAUGAACUGAAAACAAAAACAUUUCGAAAAACAACGCAAAAUUCUAAAAUUGGCAACAUAAGUUUUGGUCUUGAAUUAAAUACAACAAAAAUAAAUUAACAAAAAACGAUUUUUGGCAACAAAACAUCAUACAUAAAAUAUACACAAAUUGUAAUUAUCUCAAAACGUCCACACGUGAAAAUGAUUUGCAACUAAGAUGACAAUCUAAUAAAAUCAAUGUAAAUUUUUAACGCAACAAAAGGAAAACCAAAACCGUCAGCAAAAACCAGCCCAAAAUCAGUUGAAAAGCCGAGGGAAAUCUUUUUAGAACAAACGCAGAAAACCGCAAAAAUUUAAGCCACCAAAUUGGUAAACUAUUCAAAAUUAUUGGUUCGGACAUACGCAAUACUAAACACAGCAACACAACAACAACAACAACAACAGCAACAACAGCAGCCAUAGCAACUACUACAGUGAUCACUACAGUAAAAGCAACCGCAACAGAAGCAGCAGAUAAAACGUGUGUGUUAGUUUGCAUAAAAAUUUCGUUUCGAUAAAAGCAAAGCAAAAUCAUUUAACAAAAUAAAUAAAGAAUAAAGUAAAAAAAAAAAUUACCAAUCGUAAUACAUGUAUUUAUAAAAUAUAUACCUAUACAUAUAUCUAUGCUUACGAAUUAUAUCGGAGAAUAUUUGGUAAACAAUUUUUGAUAAAAACAACUCGAGUAUAUAUCCUAACUAAUUAGCAACAAAAAGAACUAGAACAUUUGGCCUAAGUGAAAAAAAAAGUGAAGUGAGAAAAACUAAAAAGAAAAACUUAUAAAUUCAAAAUUACCACUUGUGAAAGGUGUUACAACUGAGGAUUCUGGAUUUGGAUUAAUGCGUAAAUUUGCAAUUGAAUAUUAAGCAUUUGGCGUGUUCGGAGUCGGAUUCAGUUUUGAGAUUCGGUGCUCUCACAGUCUCUGGUUAAGUUUCUAUGCCAACGCCGACACAAAACUUAUCAGCUACGAUUAAAGCAGCGGAAGUGAUUAGAGAACCGGAACGAUUCGCACCGAAAUCGGCGACGCACAAGAAAUUAACUAAACAAUUGCAAAAUUCCCUUUGGCUAAGGAUUUGCAGCGGCCGUAUUGCUUUUAUGCUCUGCUGGCAGCUACAAAAUUCCACGAAAUUCCAUUUUGGCAAACCGAAGACAAACAAAUCAAUUUGCAGAGCCGCUGAAAAACAGCAGCAGCAUCAGCAGCAUCAGCAGCCCCAUUACCAAAAUUCGAAAAUAAUUGGAAAAUAUCGAAAGCAGCGUCGUCGUUGUCGCCGUUCUGGCGCCCUUCGAACAGCUUGGAUCCUGAGAGCUAAGGACACCGAUACGGACAGAGAUACGGACAAAGAUACGGCCACGGAUCGGGACAAGGCUAUAGCAUCACUGCUGGCACCAUGGAUCCGCAGCAGCAGUUCUGCCUCAAAUGGAACAGUUUCUCGUCUAACUUGGCAAUAACAUUCUCCAAUCUGUUCAAAUCGGAUCUACUGGCCGAUGUCAUAUUAUCCUGCGAUGGCGUAGUAUUCAAAGCCCACAAACUUAUAUUGGCGGCCUGCUCAAAGAAGUUCGCCGAUCUGUUUGAGAACACGCCCACAAAUGGCCAGUGCGUCAUCAUACUGGAGGCGACCACGCCGGACAACAUGGCCGCUCUGCUGGAGUUCAUGUACAAAGGCGAGGUCCACGUCUCCCAGGAGGCGCUCAACAGUUUCCUCAAGUCCGCCGAGAGUUUGCAGGUCAAAGGUCUGUCCACGGAAACGGGACGUCUGGCGGCACAGCAGGCACAACAACACAUGGGCGACCUGUCGCCACUUGACUCGCCGACGGGCAGGCGGAGCGUAAGGAACAGCCUGAGCGGCGGUAGCAGCAGCAUCGUUCCCGGCGGAGUCGGAAUCGGUCUGGGAGGAGGCGCAACGGGAGCCAACUCUAUGUCCGGCAUGGGCAUUGGCAACGGGUUGAGCUUGGCCGGUAUGGCAGCUGGCGGAGGAAUGGCGGCGGCUGCAAAUGCGGCGGCCAGUAGCCUGAGCACCCUAGCGGCCAGCGCGAAUAUCGUUGACAGAUGCGGCAGUGCUGGCGCCAACAUAAUCAGCGGAUCGGCUGCAGGGAUUGGCGGCUCCCAUAGCGGGGGAGCGGGUAAUGGCAGCGGCACAGUUGGAAUCGGUGGCAACGGAGUCGGCAGUGGUGGCGGCAACAAUGGACCCAUUAGCCUGGGAAGCGGCGCGGGCGCUGCUCACCAUCUGGGCGGAUCCACUGGCAUCUUGAAGCAGGAAUGCGACUCCCUGAUGCAUCCGGGUGGCAGUAGUUCCUCUUCCGGAAUGGGCUACACCCAUGUGCCGCCCAUCUACCGGCCUAUUAACUACGAACCUCCGCGCAAGAGGGCUAUAGUCCGCAGUCCGUAUUCCGAGCAGGAACAGCGCGGUUCCGUCCUGCGAGAUGGCUCCAAGUCCUCCGAGUGUCCCAGCCCCAUCAACAAGCCGCCGUACCACCGUCCCUCGUCCAGCGCCUCCUCCACGGCGCCCACCGAGGCCGACACCAUGCACUCCGAACGCGCAUCGCCACAGUCCAGUCGCUACGAGAACCAUAGUCCCAGCACCACAGCGGGAAAUGGAAAUGCCACCAGUAGCCUGGAGCGCAUUGUGAAAUCGGAGCGAAACAAUGGCAGUGCCAAUGAGGCUAAUGACGACGACCGCGAGCUUAUGGAUGAGUCUACAGAUAACGGAGCCGAGGAUCUGCGCGUGAAGCUGGAGAACUUGAAGUACUCACCGCCACCGCCGCCAAACUCGAACACCUCGUCGACCACACCGAAUACGCUGCUGGAGAACCUGAAGGCGGACGGAACGCUGUCCAGUAACCUGGCCGCGUCGAUUGCGCCGGCGGACAUGUUGAACGUAUGGAACGCCACCAAGAUGAACAACAAGAACAGCGUGAACACGGCCGACGGUAAGAAGCUGAAGUGUCUCUACUGCGAUCGUCUGUACGGAUACGAGACGAAUCUGCGGGCGCAUAUCCGGCAGCGUCAUCAGGGCAUCCGAGUGCCAUGUCCCUUCUGCGAGCGGACCUUCACGCGAAACAACACGGUGCGCCGUCACAUUGCCAGGGAGCACAAGCAGGAAAUCGGAUUGGCGGCGGGUGCAACAAUUGCUCCAGCACACUUGGCAGCGGCAGCUGCAGCAUCAGCAGCGGCUACAGCGGCAGCCAGCAAUCAUUCACCAUAGGAAGCAGCCGCAACAGCAGCGGCAUCAGUAGUCAUGAACGCCAACAAGGAGGCGGCAAAGCAGCGCAAACGUAAAACACUCAAGAUGGCACUGGAGAAGUGCAUGCAGCGACGGGACGCAAUGGUGGCGGAGACCACCACGGGGGCAGGAGGAGAUGGGGCAGAGGCAGGAGGGGAGUCGGGCGAGGCAGUCGACGGGGCAGGAUCGGAAGAGGGAGCCGGUUCAGAGGGCACUGAACCGCUCACCUACGAGCAGCAGCAGCAGCGAAUGCACCAGGAGCUGACGCAGCAGAUCAGGGCGGCCAUGGCGGCGGAACAGGCCGCCGAGGCGAUGGAUUCGACCAUGAACACCACGGUCAACACCACCACGACGACCACAACCACAACGAACACCACUGGCGCCACCAGUGAUGGUUGCAGUGACGCGGAGGCCAGCGAUGGUAGCGAUCGACCCAUGGAAGUGGACGAGGACCAGCCACCGGAGCCACAGCCAGGAUCUGAGCUCGUUGUAGUGGAGCCCAAGAUCGAGGUGCUUUCGGAGUCCGAGGACGAGGAGGAUCGACUGCACAUGUCCGAAGCCGAACCGGAUAUCCAGGCCGAGGCCAUUUACGAUCACAUGCCCAACACGCCCACCAGCCCCCCACAUAUAAUACCGCCCAACGAUACGCCCACUCUGACCUCCACGCCCAAGGUCAAUGUGGAGCAAUAGGAUGAGGAGAAACGAGGAGAUGCCCCCAGAGGAUGCCCCCCAAAGAAGCUGCUUAGAUUUAGGCUAAGAAUCGAUGAAACGACGGAGUGAAAGAUAGACGAGUGAUUUACGCGCGCGCAAAGAAGAUGAAACAUGACUACUGAUGCAACUGCUGUUGCCCUCGGAGACCACCUACGACCAAGCUGGACAAGAAGCCCCAAACUGGGCACAUUGAUUACUAUGAUAACUAAACAAGGAAACAAGGAACCUAAUGAUAAGAUGUACCACACACGUGCACGUGUGCACACCAAACACACAGCAAACAGACGGACAGACAAGCGAACACACGAAAAACAGAUGGCGAAUUUGAUGACCACCAACUUUUUGCAGGCAUUUUUAUUACGAAUUUGUGUUUUUGAAGCCAAUCACAAUUCAAGCAGCAGGCACAAGCAAGAGCAACAAAUCCAAACCAAACCAAACCAAACCAAUUAAUGGCAGUAUGAAACAGGACACUCAACCAGAAACCAGAAACAGAACCAGAAAUAUAGAAUUAAAUGCAAUCCGGCUGAAAAAUCGUUUUCAGGGUGCUAAUCAAACAAUGAAAAACAAGUGAAACUUACGAAACUAACGAAAUAGUAAUGCAAAAAGUUUGAACGUUUUUGAUUGGUACCGCCCAAAAAGAGAGAGAGUAGCCAGCAUAUAGCAAAAACAAAACGUUGAGAAUUUGUUUAUUCGUGUGUGUUGAGGGAGUAGAUCGAUGAUUAGAUUAUUGUCGCAUAUAUUUUUGAUUUCCUAUAGAAACGUCACAGAACUGCAAGUUGCCUCAGAUCAAAACGAAACGACAAUGCUAAGCCUAAAAACUGAAUUAAAUAAGACGCGAGUAACUAUAAUUAAACACUGCAAACACAUAGCAACAAACAAACUACAGAGCAACAAUAGCAACAACAAAACCGCAACCACAAGUACCUGCAACAAUAAAAUAGUAUAAAAACAAAAGAAACAAAAUACAGAAUAGAAAAAGAGAAACGCUGAACCUAAAGAACCUAGGGAGGAGCCAGAAUCCGAGGAUCCUUGAGUGCACCACAUGGACCAUGGAUGUGGUUUCCACUUACCCGAAAGUCUGCCCCUUUGUCCGGUUUUUUUGUACAUAAUUUUAUUAAAUUAAUAAUACGAAAAGGCAAACGGGGCCAGGAGUGUAGGGCCAAGUGAGGAGACCACUGCUCCACGGCCACCAGGAUUCCAGGAUUCCAGGAUCUGUGCUCGAGGACAGACGAGUUUUGCUUUAAGGAUGUAACAUUUUGCUUUGUGAUUUUCGUAUUGUUUUAUGAUUUCCCUUCCAGUUUAGGCCUCAAAAUUUUAUACAACUGCUUUUCGGCUACAAAAUCUAAAACAACAAAUUCAAUUCCGAAUUCAGAAGUUUCUAACGAAGUAAAAACAAUUGGUAAAUUGGGUGCCUAUAAGAAAUAUAUAAUUAAAUGACUACUAGUAAAAUUUUAUAAACAAUGAAGAGUAUAUUUAACGAUGAGCGAGAAAAGCAAAUAGCAAAGAAAACGUAAAGUAAAUAUAAUUAUUUUUUAAUUGAAUAAUUCUAGCCAAGUGUGAAACAUGUUAAUUAACAAACGCAAAUAUUACGCAAAAACCACUCAAAAACGUUCUCAAAAACUUGAUGGCAACAACAAAGGCAACAAACAGCAAUAAUUACAGCAACCAAACGAAAUUCAAAAUCAAACUUUUGGCACACCUUUGGAAAACAUUUUUCUUCGUACAAAUGAAAAUUCACCAAAAAAAAAAAAUGAAAAAAAAUCCAACCAACAAAAAUUCAAAAUUCCUUUUUUCGGCUCUUAUAAUUUCGAUGGCUACUACAUAAAUAACAAAACCCACAAAGUAAAGCUGUAAAAUACUGAACAGAAGUAAACCAUUUUGUUGUAAGCGAACGAGAAACCUAGAAUGAAAAAUCUAAGAUCCAAAAUGCAAUGGAAAAUAUUGAGAAAAUCUGCCAAGGCUAGCAAGUUCUUGGCCUGUAAAUACAUUUAUUAUUACUAUUAACGCAUAUAUAUAUCGAUAGCAUGUGUGUAUGCGUGGCCUCAGUUGUAUAAUGAUAGAACCUAGAUAUAAUAUGUAUUCGUAUACCUGUAAACCUAUACCUAAAAACUACUAAGCGCAUAUGUAGGAACACACUAGGCUCGCCAACGGAGAGGAGAGGAGAGAAGAGUUGAGAUGGGUUUUAUUUGAUCAGGGCCCAACUGAAUUUCAAUUGUGAAACUACUGUCUUCAUUUCCAUGUUUUCGUUAGCCAGGCAAUAGAAUGGUAACAGUCCAUAGCAGCAUAAAAUAGCCAAAUGUUGAAUAUGAAACUACCUUUAUUAACUGUUGAACCACAAGACACCACAAGGCACACGAGACACACUAACCAUAGAAGAUGCAGAUGCAGACUACCAGUGUCACCCGAUCCCCAGUUUGUUCUGUGAUAUCGUUUUCAAGUUGCAAGAACGAGUGGCGUUUAGUUUCGUUAUUUCAGUUCUUUAUCGUUUCACGAAUAAUUUUUCAACUCGAAUUUUAUUUGGCAUUCGUGUUGAAAGGCUGAAGGGCAAAUUCAAAGCAAUAGCAAUAGAUUAAACCACUAGAGUCUGGCAAAUAUCUGAACCAAAACUACCUCUUCGCAUCCAAACAGACUUAACCCCUGGUUGCCGGUCCGACCCUGCACACCCCCAUCAGCGUUCGCUGGAGUCUGAAUUACAUUUUAUUUUUAAGUACGUUGGUGGGGAGCAGCGGCUUGGAUUUUGGCGCUGGGUCAGCCAUCAGUCAGUAAUUCAAUCCGUCAGUCAGUGAAUCAAUCAAACAAUGUUUAAUACUUAGUUGUCAGGGGUUAAUUGGAGUAACCAGCACACCUUAGUUGAUACACACAACCUACUUUUAGUUUACGUUAACUUAGUUCUUAGUUGCGCUUCGCGUUUCGUCUUACAAUUAGAGUCUAAUCAAACUCAGGAACUCAUAUACCUCAGGAAAGAACCUACCUCUUUGUGUUUUUUAAACUUGUUUGAACUAUUUUUAUCAUUUUAAUUGCUACGAUUAAAGAAUAUAUUUUACUUUUCGGUUUGCAUGGGACAAACAAACAGAGGACGCGAGCAGAAACACCGAAUGUUUCGCUGUAAUCGAAGAUGCUAUCAAGAAAGCUUUAGUUCUUAGUUCGAUUAUCGGUUAGCUAGCUAGCUAGUGGCUAAGUGGCACCUAAGUUUAGUAGGAGGAUUUAAUUUUAAAUGCAAAAGACACAAUCACACACAAUGAACACACAAUAGCAAUAAUAAGGGAAACCAAGACCAGAUCGAACUGCAAUAGUAAACUGAACUACCUCAAUUUUAGCCAUAGACUGCGCAGUGACGAGAUGAGCAUGAUACCACCACAUAAACUUAUACUUUCGUUACCACUUCGUUUUAUUCUUUUUGUAAAAUGGUGACACAUACAGACGACACCCCUCAUAAACUCAGACCCACACAGUGAAGAUCCUUUGGAAUAGGAUGAGAAUAGAAUGUAUUUCCCUUACUGAUUACUGAUUUCCCCAUUGACGUUCUCAUGUAAAUAUGCGCUGAGCACACGGAGCCCACGAAAUUCAGACAAAACAAAAAACAUUUAAUGUAAAACUACGAGAAUAUACCUUUGGCUAAACCCUAAUUAUACGAAAAUAUCCAAAACUUUUACUAUGUAUGUGUAGAGAGCAGACGAUGUAGGCGAUAUGUGACCAGGAUUAAGAUCAUUUGUAUACAUCAAUUUCGGCAAAGCAACUGAAUGAGGCAAACCAAACAAAAAAAAACACGAGAAAGGCGAGAAAAACGUAACUCUUUAUAAUCUUACUGUAAACAAAAAUACAAAGAAAUUAUUUAAGGCUACAAAAUUUACCCCAAAAAGGAAUGAAAAUCCACAAAAAAAUUAAGGAACGAUCCCAGUAAAUGGUAUACUUUUGCUUGAGCCAUGUCCAAUGGCAAAUCACAAGAUUUGAGCAAAAAAAAUUGCAUUAAAUUAAAUUCAAAGCGAACCCAACACGGUUAUAAAAAUUAACGAAAAAACAAAAAAAUGAAAAAAAUCAUUUUGCUAAACGAAGGUAAAAAAUUUUCUAAAAGAAACUUGCGUGAAUAAGCAAACUUUACAAAACAAACAUUUUAGGCUUAACUUUUGGCUAAAGAAAACAUAAAAAUUAUAACAAAUAUUAGGCACAGGCAACACUCUAUGUACGUGCAUCAAUUAUACAUAAAUAUUUAUUUAAAAACGAAAAAGCAAAAAUACUUUUAUCUGUAAUCAGAUUUUAGGCCCAACUUUUCGACAAGCGGCGUAAAAUAAUUUCUUUGUAAAAUAUGUUUGCAAGCUAAACGAAAAUCGAAAGGAAAAUCCCCAGAAAGCGUAAUUAACUUAAUCUAAAACUAAAAACACAAAUGUCGCCAUUUUGCAUUUAGAGCGUACAGUACAGUAAAGCACACGAAACGUGGACGAAAUGUCACGAGAUCACACAAUUAUUGUACAUAAAAUAAAUUAAACAAGAAGCAUUGUGUAUUGUAUAUUCGUAAUUUUUCAGUAAUCCUUAGUUACGUUUACCUUGAGUUGUAUAAAUUAAUUAGUAAGCGAAUCCGUAAACAGAAUUGAAUCUGUAACGAGGAUACAAAUAUAAUAAAUGUAACUAUAUAAAUAAUAGUGUGCACACGUACAAAACAAAAUUUAAGUUCAAUUUAACGUGAAGUUUAGUGCACCGAACAUUUUGUAAGAGCUCGAUGUAAUUUUUGUUAUAUAUUUUUGUUAGUAAUUGUUUUUCUAUUAAUAUCUAGCGCGAAAUGUCAACAAGCAAAUAACACGAAAGCCCCUCAACAAGCCAAUUGUACUUACGAUUACUUUUCGAUUCGAUAUGAUUUUGUGACCCUUUCAACAGAACCAACUCCCCAAUUCCCCAAUUCCCCAUCCCCAUCCUAAUCCGCCCCAGGAAAACACUAUUAUGCUUACUUUACCUAAGUUAUUUCAAAUAACUAUAAAAUAAUAAAAGGAAAAGCGAAAAGCGAACACAGCAUGCACCAAUCCAGUUUAAGUUAAGUGGCAGAAGAUGUAAUAUAUAUAUAUUUUGUAUGAUUUAAAGUUCUGUUCGAUCGCAACAAAUUGGCUUGUUUACGCAUUACACAUUAUACACAUUUUUCUAAUUUGUAACAAUUAUACGAUAAAGCCUAAAUUUAUAAUCUAUAAACACGUAAAUGCUAAAACAAAAUGCAACUAAAUAAAUGUUAAACCCCAGAAAAAAAAAAAAACACAAACCACUUCCAAUUGGCAAUUUUAUUGGUUAACCAAAUUAAACACAACACCCAAUUUCCUAUACCCACAGUACUGACAGCAUUUCGGACUCGAUUGAUUAUGCCCAAAAAACCCGACCCCAAAAAAAAAACAUAAAUGUAACGAAAUAUGUAUACUAAAGUUUACGACUAUCGAAAGUAAUUUUUAUGAACAAAAUCAAUGUGUUUAGGCCUAAGCAACUUUACAGUUCAGUUCAAUGCGAAAUUUGAAGAUGAAGCUAGUUGUAUGUACGCCAUGGUAUAUAUGGCAUAUGGUGUAUACUCCAUAUAUAGAAGAGCAUUCCCCCCACGUCUCCCCCUGCGCCCCUCAGUGUGUAAAUCAAGUUGUUGUAAAUUUGUCUAACACGAUGGAUCGAAGGAAGUACAAAUUAUAUUUAAUGUGUGUAUUUUGAUUGUUUUAUUUGAACUCACGCUUUGGUUUUCCCAUUCAAAUUGCGUUCGUAUUGCGUAUAAGUCACACUUGAAAACUACAAAAACUUUUGGAACAAUGACGAGUACAAAAUUUCAGGAAAAACAAACGAAAUUUAGCAGAUAAAUUAAAAUUAAUUAAAUAUAUAUAGAGGCGAGGUAACGAUAAAGAGGAAAUCGUACAAAUUUUUCGGCAUAAAUAUAAAGUUAAAAUUUUAAGCAAGGCUGUCGGUCAAAAAAAAAAACGAACAGUUGGUGUGACUUUUUAGGAUUGAAGUUAAGUUUCCACACAGAUUACGCCCCUUUGAUUUCCUUUAUUUGGACCAAUUAUUUUUGAAACCAGAAUGAAUGCAACAGAACUUGAGUUACACAUGAACUAUUCGAUUUACUUUGUUCUGAACUGAAAAGUUUUCGAAUUACCCAAACGAAAUUUUAACCACUUGAAUUCAAAAAAGACGACAACGGUCCACUUGCGAGGGAAUUUCGGAAUGAGAAGUACUUUACGUGCAUAAGGUUAAACGAAAAACAAAAAAAAAAAUAGUUUUAAAAAAACGCAAAUCCGUUUGGAGCAAACUCAGGGCAUUAUCAAGACUCACGACGAUGUAUACAUGCAUUUAAUACAAACAAAAAAAAAAAAUAAAUAAUGAGAAGAAAAACAGAAACUUUUUCGAUAUGUAUUACGAUAAAAAAAAAAAAAAUUAUGAAAGCAACCGCAAAACGGAUGUAAUAAUCAUGCGAAACGAUUAUGAACAACUCAGGUAUUAAAUAUUAAAUGAAAUAUUUUUAAAAACUUAUAACGAAUCGAGCGGGCAGUCGGUCAGAAGUCAGAAUCAGCAUUUUCACAAGUUGUGCAAUAUUCUUAAAGUUUUCUAAAUACGUAAUAGUAUUAAUAAUCUAAUAUGCGAUCAUGGCAAGGAUCAGUGAGUUGAGAUGUUCAUAAGCAUGGGAUCCGAAAGGUUGAAGAUCGAGGAUCGAUGAUUGAAGAUUGAGGAUUGAGAGAAGGUUAGGUGAGUUUUUGAAGCACAUGAGGACUAGGCGUGUAGUAAACCAGCCCUAAGAAUUUUUAGUUUUACCACCCACACAAGUCAAGAAGAACAAGCCACAACAAACACACUCACAGAAACACACACACACACAUACUCGACGCGAAAUGCGAAAAUAGUGAAAUAAAUAGCUAAAUGAAAAUGAGUUUAUAUAAAGAAGGAAAACAUAAAACUGUGAUUACAUUUGAUUGUCGAAGAAGCGUUGAUAAGCAAGUGUUGCAUAAUUAUUGAGCGAAAGAAAAACGAUGAAACGAGAAAUACGAUUGAAAAUGGAGUUAUGUACUAUUAUUGAAUCUGAAACCGCUUUUGAUUUCGAAUAUUGGCACAGUGUCUAGCAUGCGACAGAGCAUAAGUAAAUAAAUCAAUAUUAAUUAGCCGAAAUAUUAAACUUCAAAAGAACGACUAAGAAAUACAAAUUAUAAUUAUCUAAGUUAUUCGAGAUUAGUGAAACCUGCCCUAAUUUUACAAGUCACCUGUAACAGUUUUUAUCCUGGCUAAAAAUCCAGAGCUGCGAAAAAAAAUCCCUCGAUUUAGUUCACAUUUCUCUGAACGAUUUCUGUAUGUAGUGCACCUUAGUUAAAAAUUAAAGUCUGAGAUUUUACAUUUAUCGUAUAUGGUCGAAGUAUACACCUAAAGAGCGCACUUGAAGCGCGAGUCUAAGCCCAAAGCGGUUAAUUAAGUUUAUUGAACCUACUACUACUAACGAGGCAAAAUCCCACACGCUACGUAUUUGGCUAAAAUUAAUGUAAAAAUCAAGAAAUCCAAGGAUCGAUUCAGAAGGAUACGUUUUCGGAGCACGCAUAUGAUUUCUAAAUAAGUAUGUAUGUAUGUCUGAAGAGUGCGAAAGCGAAGCAGCUUAAAUAUAUUUUAAACACGAACUCGGAUAAAAAUUUACGAUUAUGCCAUACAUUUUUGUGUAACAUAUUAAAAACUACGAGUAAGCUAAACCCACAGUCACACACAAACCAAACGCAUUGUAACAGAAACUCACAAAACACGGAGAGGAAAUGGGCAACCAGAAUGGAAUUAAGCAUAAAAGUAUAUGAACGAAAACUAAAUUCAAUAAACUUGUUGC
Drosophila melanogaster (fruit fly) is the source of this 12385-nucleotide messenger RNA. RefSeq names its product chronologically inappropriate morphogenesis (gene chinmo). Gene Ontology annotation, biological process: neuron development; developmental process involved in reproduction; animal organ development. The transcript has 7 exons. Gene Ontology annotation, cellular component: nucleus. The coding region runs from base 2038 to 3852 and encodes 604 amino acids. Lineage: Eukaryota; Metazoa; Arthropoda; Insecta; Diptera; Drosophilidae. The record is from RefSeq and is marked reviewed.